CUCAUCUCGCCUCCCUGGUGCCAUUAUAUACAGCGCGGACGGCGUCUGGUGUCACUCCAGUAGCGACUCGACACCAACAUGGACGGCGCCCGCUGUGUAUCUACCGUGUCCCUGCUGCUGCUGCUGGUGGUUGUCGUCACUGCUACUGCCGAUGCCACGGCUACGAAAUGUAGAGUAGAGGAGUGCCCCAACUUUAGAGCCAUACGGUACCACGAGGAGUUGGGCUGCGUACGCAGUGAUGACCCCAGCGAGUGCUGCCCUACGAGCUUCAACUGUAGUUCACUUCUUUCGGCAGACAAGAUGAUGUGCUACUAUAGAGGUACAAUGUUACAACUUGGCGCAGAAACUGGGGAUGAGCGAGAAGACAAAUGCAUACCAAGCUGUGAGUGCGCGAAAGACCCAUACGGAACAAACGGGGGAGAAGCAGCUUUCAGGUGUCCCCUUACCGACUGUGUAGUAUUCGCCGUUCCUCGAGAUCAAGAGGAUGUCUGUUACGUCACAGACGCUCUGGAUGCGUGUUGUCCAACUGGGGUACGCUGUGUAAACGAUAUCGAGAAUCCUCAGGAUGUGGCCGAGUGUCCAUAUAAUGGGAAGACAUACCGCGAAGACCAGCGCAUAGAUGGUACUUAUUUUGAGUGCAAGAAAUGCGUCUGCAAAGAAGGAUUUGACGGAACCUUGGAUGGACCCUGGUGCAAGAGACAGACGUGUGAGUACUCCCUCUUUCACAGGGCUUCUGAACUAAGGGAAUGUGCGCCGGUAUUCCUUGAGGGCGACAAUUGUUGUGCUUCCAGAUUUCACUGCCCUUCAGCCGACGAUAGCGUGGUGAGACACUCGGAGUCUACAACAGAGAAUGAAGAUGACCGGUGCUCUUUCGGAGACCACAGACUGAACACUGGCGAUGAGCUUCUGGUCAGCACCGACGGCUGCGUCAAAUGCAGAUGCGACGUUCCUCCAUUCAUAACUUGCACCAACAGAGCAGAUCCUGCAUGCGAGUGAUGUAAAUGUGAUCUUGUAUUACUUACCCAUUACAGGGAGAAAAAUGAUAGAAAGACA
This is a messenger RNA of Schistocerca cancellata (South American locust), 1053 nucleotides long. RefSeq names its product kielin/chordin-like protein. NCBI's taxonomy places the organism in Eukaryota, Metazoa, Arthropoda, Insecta, Orthoptera, Acrididae. The transcript is spliced from 8 exons. The record is from RefSeq and is a predicted model, not a curated record. Bases 79 to 996 code for a protein of 305 amino acids.